AGCACUGCCAGCUGGCUCUGAGGUGGGACCUCAGCGAGAGAGCCAAGAGGCUGCAGUGCCUUCAGCUGCAGUAGAAGCCGCCCAGAGGAGGAAGAAAGAACCAGCUGCGAGGGCCCUUUAAAUGGCCAGGCCCCACCCCUGAGUGCCUGCCCUGCCGGGAAGUGAUCCCUAGGGCUGGGCCUGGGAGUUUCCCCCUCUGAGGGGUCUGGGGCAGGCAGCACUCCUUCUGGUUAUACUUCGUGCAGGUCCCAAAGCCCCCAAACAAUUGGUGGGACCUUGUGCCCCUUAAGGCUCGCCUAGUCCCCUCCUGCCUUCUAAGGCCUUGCUUCUGCCGGGGCAGGUAAGACAUCUCUGAACCGGAGGAGGAAGAAGGUGGGUAGAGGCUUGGCCGUGGGAGGUUUUGCUUUCCUUGCUGGAUUUUUUUUUUUUUUGUCUUUUGAAGUAAACGUAGAUCAACUUGUUAUCUUGCCAACACUCCUCCACCCCCCAAAUCGAAGGCCUCUUGACUUCAGGCUCCCAUAUCAGAAGUUAGGGCAGAGGCAAGUCGGGUCCAUUCGCACUCUCUCCUGGGUCCCUGGGUCCCUGCUGUAGGCCCCUGCCUCUUCCUCCUAAGGACUUCGGCUCUGGCCUGUCCUCUCUGAGCUUUUAGAAUGUGAUUCCCGCCCCCCACACACUGAGAUCCUUCAUCUGUGCCAAAUGUUGAGGAUUUCCCACAGCCUCACUUAAGGCUAUGCUGACCGUGAUCCUAGCAGGCCAUUUGGGAGGUGGUUAGCAAAGCGAUCUCAAGGAGUCACCAUGGCAACCGAAGAGUCCAUCAUCCGCAUCCCCCCAUACCACUACAUCCACGUGCUGGACCAGAACAGCAACGUGUCCCGCGUGGAGGUCGGGCCAAAGACUUACAUCCGGCAGGACAAUGAGAGGGUCCUGUUUGCCCCCAUGCGCAUGGUGACUGUCCCCCCACGCCACUACUGUACAGUGGCCAACCCGGUGUCCCGGGAUCCCCAGGGCUUGGUGCUGUUCGACGUCACAGGGCAAGUACGGCUCCGCCACGCUGACCUAGAGAUCCGGCUGGCCCAGGACCCCUUCCCCCUGUACCCAGGGGAGGUGCUGGAAAAGGACAUCACUCCACUGCAGGUGGUUAUGCCCAACACUGCCCUCCAUCUUAAGGCGUUGCUGGAUUUUGAGGAUAAGAAUGGAGAGAAGGUGGUGGCAGGAGAUGAGUGGCUAUUUGAAGGACCUGGCACAUAUAUCCCCCAGAAGGAGGUGGAGGUCCUGGAGAUUAUCCAGGCCACGGUCAUCAGGCAGAACCAGGCCCUGCGGCUGAGGGCCCGCAAGGAGUGCUGGGACCGGGACGGCAAGGAGAGGGUGACAGGGGAAGAAUGGCUGGUGCGUUCCGUGGGGGCAUAUCUCCCGGGAGUGUUUGAGGAGGUUCUGGAUUUGGUGGACGCCGUGAUCCUCACAGAAAAGACGGCCCUGCACCUCCGGGCUCGGCAGAACUUCCGAGACUUGAGAGGAGUGACCCGUCGCACGGGGGAGGAGUGGCUGGUGACCGUGCAGGACACGGAGGCCCAUGUGCCAGACGUCUACGAGGAGGUGCUGGGGGUCGUGCCCAUCACCACCUUGGGCCCCCGCAACUACUGUGUGAUUCUCGACCCAGUGGGACCGGAUGGCAAGAACCAGCUGGGGCAGAAGCGUGUGGUCAAGGGCGAGAAGUCUUUUUUCCUCCAGCCUGGAGAGAGGCUGGAGCGAGGCAUCCAGGAUAUAUAUGUGCUGUCAGAGCAGCAGGGGCUGCUGCUGAGGGCCCUGCAACCCCUGGAGGAGGGAGAAGAGGAGGAGAAGGUCUCCCACCAGGCUGGGGACAACUGGCUCAUCCGCGGGCCCCUGGAGUACGUGCCCUCUGCCAAGGUAGAGGUGGUGGAAGAACGUCAGGCCAUCCCUCUGGACGAGAAUGAGGGCAUCUACGUGCAGGAUGUCAAGACUGGAAGGGUACGAGCUGUGAUUGGAAGCACCUACAUGCUGACCCAGGACGAAGUCCUGUGGGAGAAAGAGCUACCUCCUGGGGUGGAGGAUCUGCUGAACAAGGGGCAGGACCCGCUGGCAGACAGGGGUGUGAAGGAGAUGCCCAAGACCCCCCAGCCCUCCCCUCUCCGGAACAAGACCCGCGUGGUCAGCUACCGGGUCCCUCACAACGCUGCCGUGCAGGUGUAUGACUACAGAGAGAAGAGAGCUCGUGUGGUCUUUGGGCCCGAGCUGGUGUCGCUGGGUCCCGAGGAGCAGUUCACCGUGUUGUCCCUCUCGGCCGGGAGGCCCAAGCGUCCCCACGCCCGCCGCGCUCUCUGCCUGCUGCUUGGGCCUGACUUCUUCACAGAUGUCAUCACCAUCGAAACAGCAGACCAUGCCAGGCUGCAGCUGCAGCUCGCCUACAACUGGCACUUUGAGCUGAGGGACCGGAAGGACCCACAGGAGACAGCCAAGCUCUUCUCAGUGCCUGACUUCGUGGGUGACGCCUGCAAGGCCAUCGCGUCCCGGGUGCGGGGGGCCGUGGCCUCCGUCACCUUCGAUGACUUCCAUAAGAAUUCUGCCCGCAUUAUUCGUACUGCUGUCUUUGGCUUUGAGACCCCAGAAACCAAGGGGCUCGACGGCAGGGCUCUGCUCCAGCCCCGGGACCGGGCCGUCUUCCCCCAAAACGGGUUGGUGGUCAGCAGCGUGGACGUGCAGUCGGUGGAGCCCGUGGACCAGAGGACCCGGGACGCCUUACAGCGCAGCGUCCAACUGGCCAUUGAGAUCACCACCAACUCCCAGGAGGCAGCUGCCAAGCACGAGGCUCAGAGACUUGAGCAAGAAGCCCGCGGCCGGCUUGAGAGGCAGAAGAUCUUGGACCAAUCCGAAGCUGAAAAGGCUCGCCGCGAACUCUUGGAGCUGGAGGCUCUGAGCACUGCCGUGGAGAGCACGGGGACCGCCAAGGCGGAGGCCGAGUCCCGCGCUGAGGCCCUGCGCAUCGAGGGAGAAGGCUCCGUGCUACAGGCCAAGUUGAAAGCCGAGGCCUUGGCCAUUGAGACGGAGGCUGAGCUCCAACGGGUACGGAAAGUGCGAGAACUAGAAUUGGUCUAUGCCCGGGCCCAGCUGGAGCUGGAGGUGAGCAAGGCCCAGCAGCUGGCGGAGGUGGAGGUGAAGAAGUUCAAGCAGAUGACGGAGGCCCUGGGCCCCAGCACCAUCAGGGACCUUGCUGUGGCUGGGCCAGAGAUGCAGGUGAAACUGCUCCAGAGCCUGGGCCUGAAAUCAACGCUCAUCACCGAUGGUUCCACCCCCAUCAACCUCUUCAACACAGCCUUGGGUCUCCUGGGGCUGGGGUCGGAGGCCCAGCCCCCAACCAAAAAGGCAGCCGGCAUGCCCAGCCCCCAAGAGGGCUUGCUUCUCCGGUCCCCUCCUGCCCCUCAGUCUCUUGGAGACAACCAUGUUGUCCCUUAGCGCUGUGCUGCAACCGACAAAUUAAACAUUUCUGGGCAUUCUAA
Messenger RNA from Prionailurus viverrinus (fishing cat), 3512 nucleotides. RefSeq names its product major vault protein (gene MVP). The coding region runs from base 796 to 3468 and encodes 890 amino acids. Gene Ontology annotation, cellular component: cytoplasm; nucleus. The transcript is spliced from 15 exons. The record is from RefSeq and is a predicted model, not a curated record. Lineage: Eukaryota; Metazoa; Chordata; Mammalia; Carnivora; Felidae.